Molecule: messenger RNA, 979 nt
Organism: Trichogramma pretiosum
Lineage: Eukaryota; Metazoa; Arthropoda; Insecta; Hymenoptera; Trichogrammatidae
Gene: Vps60
Product: charged multivesicular body protein 5
Exons: 3
Coding region: 107-772 (221 amino acids)
Biological process (GO): late endosome to vacuole transport via multivesicular body sorting pathway; vesicle budding from membrane
Cellular component (GO): multivesicular body
Source: RefSeq, a predicted model, not a curated record
UAAAGCAGCAGUAGGCGCACUCUUGACGCACUAAUGAAAACAAUCGUCUAAUUUUUUUGAGGUGUUUACAAAUUCUUUGUGUCUUUUGGCAAAUUUUACGCUCAAAAUGAAUCGUUUGUUCGGACGAGCAAAACCAAAAGAACCCGGUCCAAGUUUGACGGACUGCAUUGCGGGGGUUGACAGUAGAGCAGACUCUGCAGAAAAGAAAAUAGCUAGACUAGAUGCAGAACUGAAAAAAUAUAAAGAUCAAAUGGCUAAGAUGCGAGAAGGGCCAGCCAAAAAUGCUGUAAAAGCUAAGGCUCUUCGAGUGCUAAAGCAAAGAAAAAUGUAUGAAAAUCAAGUUGAUAAUCUAAGACAACAAGCUUUUAAUAUGGAACAGACAAAUUAUGCUACGCAAACUUUGAAAGAUACACAAGCUACAGUUGUCGCUAUGAAGGAUGGUGUGAAGCAAAUGCAAAAAGAAUUCAAAAAUAUUAAUAUCGAUCAAAUUGAGGACAUUCAAGAUGAUCUUGCUGAUAUGUUAGAACAAGCAGAUGAGGUGCAAGAAACAUUGGGUAGAAGCUAUGGUAUGCCAGAAAUUGAUGAUGACGAGCUUGCAGCUGAAUUGGAUGCUUUGGGCGAUGAAUUAGAUUUAGACACAGAUACAUCAUUCUUAGAUGAUGCUAUAAAAGCACCCAGUGCACCAGAUAAGGAACCAGGAGCUGCCUCAGUUACUAAUAAGGACGGAGUAUUGGUUGAUGAAUUUGGACUACCUCAAAUACCAGCUAGUUAAAAGUGUUUUAUCAAAAUGUCCAAUCACAUUGUUGCUUGUAUAAAUUGAGGACAGACCAUCAAAAAGUUUUAUCAUCCAAAGAUGCUCAGGUUCUUAUAGUAUUAAUUCAGUGACUUAUUUGUUACAAAUCAUCUAGCUGAAAUGCAGAAACAUAAUUUUAUAAGGCUAUAAGCUUGCAAACAUCUUUAAAUCUCCAAAAAAAAAAAA